Messenger RNA from Pistacia vera, 750 nucleotides. RefSeq names its product histone H3.3. Bases 168 to 578 code for a protein of 136 amino acids. Gene Ontology annotation, molecular function: DNA binding; protein heterodimerization activity; structural constituent of chromatin. The transcript has 5 exons. The record is from RefSeq and is a predicted model, not a curated record. Lineage: Eukaryota; Viridiplantae; Streptophyta; Magnoliopsida; Sapindales; Anacardiaceae. Gene Ontology annotation, cellular component: nucleosome.
AACCCCACCCUUGCCUAUAUAAACUGUACUUCGCGUGCUUCUAAUUACCGUGUUGCUAUUGAUUUAUCUCUCUUAAAAGGUCAAACAAAGUUCCCAAUUUGCUCUCUGUCUCUUUGCUUUUGUGAUUCAAAAGAGUGUUUAGACUCAGCGUUCUUGAUUGAAGAGGAAUGGCUCGUACCAAGCAAACUGCUCGCAAAUCAACCGGAGGAAAGGCUCCCAGGAAGCAGCUCGCCACAAAGGCUGCAAGAAAAUCUGCUCCGACCACCGGUGGAGUAAAGAAGCCUCACCGUUACCGUCCCGGAACUGUUGCUCUUCGUGAAAUCCGUAAGUACCAGAAGAGUACUGAGCUUUUGAUCCGUAAGUUGCCCUUCCAACGUCUUGUUCGUGAAAUUGCUCAAGACUUCAAGACGGAUCUGAGGUUUCAGAGUCACGCGGUGCUCGCCCUUCAGGAAGCUGCUGAGGCGUAUCUUGUGGGUCUGUUUGAGGACACCAACCUUUGCGCUAUUCACGCCAAACGUGUUACAAUCAUGCCUAAGGAUAUCCAAUUGGCUAGGCGAAUUCGUGGCGAGCGUGCUUAAGUGUACUCCCGAUAUACUUGCCCCUCAGAUUUGUAUUAAUUAGGGUUUUAACAACUUGGUGCUAUUUCUUUUGUUUUGUAAAGAAGGAUGAUAUGAAACAUUUGGAAAGAAGUUUGUAGGAUAAUUGGAUAUUGUGGAACCUAUUUUAUCUAGAUAAAAAUCUUAUUGUGUU